AUGUCUGAUUUGCCAGAACCAGCAGUCUCUGCUGAACUUAAGGCUUGGUUAUACAAUGUUAAUACCGAAUCCAUACCCAAAGCUCUAGCGGCUUUUCCGCGAGCAGACAGUCCAAGCCCCUACGGCGACAAUUACCCAGCUGUCAGACUCCGAGGAUUCUCACGGUUCAGAACCGUGGAGGGCGAUAGCGAUACCGCCGUUAAAGGCAAAACGCCUGCCAAACACCGUAGAGUUUCCUAUUCUAAAUCCAGGGAGGUUGUCUCCCAACAUGAUUUUGACCCAAUUGAGGGUUCAACCUCUAAUUAUAAUCUUCAGGUGGUAGAUGAAUACUAUGCAGAACAUUCGGAUAAUUAUGCUCCACCUCAUAAGACAUCCUGA
Molecule: messenger RNA, 378 nt
Organism: Pelobates cultripes (western spadefoot toad)
Lineage: Eukaryota; Metazoa; Chordata; Amphibia; Anura; Pelobatidae
Source: the annotation of a GenBank genome assembly